Neurospora hispaniola is the source of this 1233-nucleotide messenger RNA. RefSeq lists its product as uncharacterized. NCBI's taxonomy places the organism in Eukaryota, Fungi, Ascomycota, Sordariomycetes, Sordariales, Sordariaceae. The transcript is spliced from 4 exons. The record is from RefSeq and is a predicted model, not a curated record. Gene Ontology annotation, cellular component: endoplasmic reticulum; membrane. The coding region runs from base 213 to 1073 and encodes 286 amino acids. Gene Ontology annotation, biological process: endoplasmic reticulum tubular network organization; membrane organization.
ACGACCGCCCUAUUUUUUCCCAGAGAACUCCACCAUACGCACCGCUCACCACCUCAGCCACGCUCUCUCCCGCCGGCUGCUCUCAAAGUUAUUUCAGCUUCAGCUCUUCCAACAACUUCAUCCACGGACCGAGCGAUACAAAAAUUACCACGCCGGACACCGACUUCAACAAACUUCAAGCCACCCACUUCCAGUACAGCAUUUUUAUCACAAUGGCUCCCCCGCCGCCCGCCGACCUGCCUCUUGCGCAGAGGAUUCAAAAGCUGGCACAGACCCUGCAGUUCGCUUGGUUCGCUGGACAUGCCACCCUUCUUCUUUGCGUCACCCGCUACGCCUUCUCGUGGCUGCGCAUGAACUACUAUGGUCGUAUGGCCCAGUUCUGCUACCGCACCACCUUCCUCUCCGCUGCCCUCACAUAUGGUAUCGUGGUUUACAAGACAUGGCGCGCUCGUCAGAAGACCGGUGCUAAGCCGGCCAACGUUGUCAGCUACCUCACCGACGAGAACGUUCAGUACCUCCUGUUGGCCCUUGUCUGGCUCUUCAUGCCCCAGUACCCCAUCGCCAUGCUUCCCUUCGCCAUCUACUCGGUCUUCCAUGUCGCUACCUACACUCGUGCGAACUUGAUCCCGACUAUCAUGCCCCCUACUAAGGUGGCCCCUGCCGCCGGAGCUUCGCCCAGCGCCAAGCCCCAGUACACUCAGCACCCUAUGUCCGACGCGAUUGGCAGUUUCGUUAAGCAGUACUACGAUUCGUCCAUGUCGGUCGUUGCCAACAUUGAGCUCGUCCUCUGGAUCCGUAUCCUCCUCUCUGCCAUCAUCUUCCAGCGCCGCUCCUGGAUCCUGCUCGUCAUCUACACCGUCUUCCUUCGCACCCGCUUUGCUCAGAGCAGCCACGUCCAGAACUCGUUCAGCACCUUUGAGGCCCGCAUCGACAACCUCAUUGGCGCUCAGGGCACCCCUCCGGCUGCUCGUCAGGCUUGGGAGACCGUCAAGGGCCUUGCCCGUCAGUUCCACCAGGCUACUGAUGUCAACAAGUACAUCAGCGGUGCCGCUGCCCCCAAGAAGACCUCUUAAGUUCUCGGCUACCGCCGAAGCUUGAGAUGUUUGGGCAUUGAUGACAAGAUUGCUUCGCGCAUGCGCAUGCUAGCGCGACCUAGGCAAGACAACAGCCCAGAUUAAUAGCCUGCGGUGCUUCCUUUAGUUCGAAAAUCUUUGGCCCAGAAGCGAAGGAUCG